GAUAAUAUUAUUGAUCAGAUUGUGAUGGAUGGCCUUAGAGGAGAUAUAAGUGAAGUUCUCGGUCCAGCUGAGGGACAGUCUUAACCUGAAGGUCUGGGCAUAGCGACAUCAUGCUUUCUGUAGCUCUGUUUUACCUCUUAGCUGUCUUUUGUUCUGCAACAUGGACACAAGCUCUGCCUUUAUACCCUGAAGCCAACAUGGAGCCACAAGCAGAUUUCAUUCAUAAGUUGGUGUCAGAAGUGGAAGAUGGACCCAACACUGCUGAGGGGGAACACAGAGAGGUGAAUAAUCUGUAUCCUCUACUGAUGCAGCAGAACGACGGGAGAGUGUCCUGGAACAGAGGCGUAAAAGACUCACCACCACAGGAAAAGUUUGCAACAAUGGUGGAGGACCUAAAGGACGUGGUCCUAAAGCUGGCGGCAGCAGACAAGCUUCGCUCUCAGACUUUCCUCAGAUCAGAGCAGAGUCUGCCAAAAACUAACAAGAGAGGUGAGAUUCAUCUAAUCUUUCAUUUAGAAGAAGAUGAGACUUCACCUCAAAUCAUUAUGACUUAUUUAAGAGGAUUUUUUUUACAUACAAACAGGUCAGCAAAUCUGUGCCUAAAAUGAGUUUUAAAUGUUUUCAUUAUUCAAAUUCCAAAACCUUUUUAUUGUCUUGUGACGUAUGAGCAGCAACAUUAGUUUUGAUUUAUUAUUAAGAAUUUAUAGUUUUUUUUAACAGAAAUAAAACUUUAAUAAUAUAAAUAUUACAUUAAAUGUUGGCACUACCAAUUAUUUAUCUUAUUAUGGUGUCAUAAUAUAUAUAUUUACGUUGUAUUUGUUUCUAAUAAAGUGUGACAUAUUUAUAUCUGUUGAAGGAAUGUUUCAGAUGUAAUUGUAAAUAAUAAAAAAUACCAGUUGCAAAAAAUUGACACUUAAGAACAUUAAUAAGAAGGAAAUAUGUAAUGAUAAACUCCUGUUACUAUAAUGUAGAAAAACUUAAUUAGGAUCAUGAUUUCUUGAGAGACUGCUCCGUGAGCACAGAUUUGAGUUUUCCAUAAAACUUUUGGAUUUUAGGACGUCUGAGUGGAUCAAAACGUAUUCAUGAUAGAAAUAGAUGCUGGACACUGAAGGAAAACCCAAGUUGUGUCUGAUUUCUGCCUCGGAUGUUUGUCUUUGCAGCGUGUUUCUGGAAAUACUGUGUGACCAAUUAGAGGACAGCAGUGUGUCCCUGCUGCAAACAUCUUCCUCGUCCAUCUUGGUUUUUCUUUUCUCAUCAUCAAAUGGUAUAAAUAUACACCUAUACAUAUAUUUUUGAAGCUGCGAAUUGGUCUUGUUUUGUGACUGAAAAUAAACUUAAAUAUCACAAAUGCCA
Molecule: messenger RNA, 1353 nt
Organism: Nothobranchius furzeri (turquoise killifish)
Lineage: Eukaryota; Metazoa; Chordata; Actinopteri; Cyprinodontiformes; Nothobranchiidae
Gene: urp1
Product: urotensin-related peptide 1
Biological process (GO): regulation of blood pressure; blood vessel diameter maintenance
Cellular component (GO): extracellular region
Molecular function (GO): hormone activity
Source: RefSeq, a predicted model, not a curated record